Messenger RNA from Thermothelomyces thermophilus ATCC 42464, 1065 nucleotides. RefSeq lists its product as uncharacterized. The record is from RefSeq and is a predicted model, not a curated record. Gene Ontology annotation, cellular component: nucleus; cytosol. Gene Ontology annotation, biological process: chaperone-mediated protein complex assembly; protein folding. Gene Ontology annotation, molecular function: Hsp90 protein binding; protein-folding chaperone binding. The transcript is spliced from 5 exons. Lineage: Eukaryota; Fungi; Ascomycota; Sordariomycetes; Sordariales; Chaetomiaceae. The annotation marks the transcript as partial.
GCAAGGCGGUGCAAAUCAUAGCAGCCUCACAACAUCCCGCCUUGCGACUCUUUCCACUCCCGGAUUCAACUUGAACCUCUCAAUUCCUCUUUCUUCAACCACCACCACUCGAAUUCGCAAACGCAACAUUGAAACACAUACGGCUCAACACUUUUUGAAACUCGAAUUCCACUCACUAUUUCGCGCGCAGCAAAACAUCGCAAUGGCUGACACCAAGGUGACACCCGAGGUCCUCUGGGCGCAGCGCUCGUCCAACACGGACGCGGAGAAGAACUUCAUCUACCUGACCAUCAAGGUGCCCGACGUGCCCAAGGAGAACAUCAAGCUCGAGCUCGAGCCGACGAAACUGUCGUUCGAGGGCCAUUCGGACACGCUCAAGAAGACGUACCACGUCGACCUCGAGUUCUAUGCCGAGAUUGACCCCGCCGAGAGCAAGACGCACCACACGGCUCGCGAUGUCGAGCUGAAGCUGCGCAAGAAGGAGCUCAACGAGUCGUAUUGGCCGCGUCUGCUCAAGGACACCAAGAAGGCUCACUUCCUCAAGACCGACUUUGACAAGUGGGUGGAUGAGGACGAGCAGAACGAGGCGGCCGACGACGACUUUGCCAACUUUGGUGGCAUGGGUGAGUGAUCCUGCUUCCCCUUCCUCCCUCCCCGAAACGCAGGGCUUCGCUGCCUGGGGGAAUCGGCGCGCCGGUCGGGUCUGCCAAAAAUAAGAGAGACCCUCUCUGUCCAGACGGCCGUUGCUCCGUUGGCUCAACGCUCCGUUGGCUAAACAUGGCGUACCUGUCUCCAGCGGGACUACCAGGCAUGGGUGGUGGCGGCGACUUUGGCAACAUCGACUUCUCCAAGCUCGGCGGCGGCUCUGGUGUGCCCAACGACGACGACGACGACGAGGAUGAGUCAGACGACGACAUGCCGCCACUUGAGGGCGAGGAAGAGAACAAAAAGCCUGAGAAGGACGAGGACACAUCGAAGGAGGUCGUCACCGACUCGUAGAGCGAGUAAUCCGCCCGGACAAGGACGAAGCAAUGAUAUGGGUUAGCAAAAUUGGUUCACAUAUGG